Camponotus floridanus (Florida carpenter ant) is the source of this 1519-nucleotide messenger RNA. RefSeq names its product cytoplasmic tRNA 2-thiolation protein 2 (gene Ctu2). The transcript is spliced from 3 exons. Gene Ontology annotation, biological process: tRNA wobble position uridine thiolation. The record is from RefSeq and is a predicted model, not a curated record. Lineage: Eukaryota; Metazoa; Arthropoda; Insecta; Hymenoptera; Formicidae. Gene Ontology annotation, molecular function: sulfurtransferase activity; tRNA binding. The coding region runs from base 109 to 1491 and encodes 460 amino acids. Gene Ontology annotation, cellular component: cytosol.
UUUAACCUAAAAUCAGUUUCGUCAAUCUGUAAAUAAAUGUAUAAAUUUAUAAUUCCAAAUUGUAACUGUAAAUUGUAAACAUUUAUUUGAUAGGUUACAAAAGAAAUCAUGUGUUCGCUAAAUGAUUGCAUAUAUGAUGGUAACAAUGAUGAAAUGAAUAAAAACACAAAACAUUCAUUAACGAAUACAACGCUAUGCAGGAAGUGCAGGCAUGAAGAUGUUGAUGUCUUAUUAAUCGGCCAAAGUGGUUAUUGUAAAACAUGCUUUAUUACUAUGACAGAUCAUAAAUUUAGAGCUGCGCUUGGCAAAUCAAAAAUUAUUCGUCAGGGUGAUUCAAUAUUGGUCGAUCACUCAGGUGAAUUAAAUUCCACUGUGCUCUUACAUCUUAUUAAAUCUGGUAUGAGUCAGUCUGCUCACAAAAAACUCAUCUUUAAGACAUUAAUUUUAUAUAUAGAUGAUGGUGAUAUAAUGGGAAGAACGAUUGACGAAAGGAACAUUUUGAAAUAUAAAAUUGCUAAAGAAAUAAAAGAUUCUGGAUUUAAUGGAUAUGCCGUAUCAUUGAAUCAAAUUUUGUGCGAAGAAAAUACCUUGGAUAUCAAACCUAUUGAUCAAGAAAUAUGUUAUGAACACGAGGAUCAUCUGUGUACAAUACUGGACAAUUUGCCAGAUAACACUUCAAGAACAGACCUAUUAAAUCAAUUACGUCGAAGAUUGCUAAUAUUGGCAGCACGAAAACUUGGUUGUAAUAAAAUAUUUGUAGCAGAUUCUGCUAUGGAAAUUGCUACAAAAGUACUGGGAGAUAUAUGUUUAGGACGAGGUGCGCAACUUUCUACGCUCGCAAACUUCUGUGACACUCGUGACGAAGUAAAGAUACUUAAACCGUUGAGAAAUUUCACACAACAAGAACUAGUAUAUUAUUCGGAGCACUAUAAGAUAAAAUCUAUUAAAUUGAGAGAAUCCAAUGUGACAACACUAGCAACUUCUAUACAAGCGUUAGCACACAACUUUACAGCAGAUCUAGAAUCUCAAUUCUCUGGUACAAUAUCUACUAUAUUUCGUACAGCCGAAAAAAUAAGUCCGAGAAUCAACUCGCAACAAAAUGCGGAAGAUAAUUGCGUGUUGUGUGACGCAAGAUUGGAUGCUACAUCUUCUACUGAGGAAGUAUCCGCCAUGAGAGCAAUUGAAGUUUCGAAGCUAAUGUCCUCUAAUAUUGAGAUAAAGACUUCUAAUGAUAAAGAAAAUGAAAAAUCGAAUUAUACAAGUUUAUGCUUGGAAGAUAAAAUAUACUGUAAUAAUAACACCGAGUGUUGUAAAAACAAUAAGACAAAAAUAACUGCAGAAGAUGUUUGGAGGUACCUCUGUUAUAGUUGCAGAUUAAUAUUUCGAAAUUCGGAGAUUUUAAGUAUCUUGCCAAUUCCAUUAUUAUUUGCCGUUCAACAAAGAUUAGCCUUAAAAAGUAUGAGAGAGGAAAUUAAUGACUUUUUGUUAUAAAUAAAUGAAAUUUUAGUUGCAAUAUAUU